This is a messenger RNA of Oryza brachyantha (malo sina), 2264 nucleotides long. RefSeq names its product heat shock 70 kDa protein 4. The record is from RefSeq and is a predicted model, not a curated record. Gene Ontology annotation, biological process: cellular response to unfolded protein; protein refolding. Bases 128 to 2074 code for a protein of 648 amino acids. Gene Ontology annotation, cellular component: cytoplasm. Gene Ontology annotation, molecular function: ATP binding; ATP-dependent protein folding chaperone; ATP hydrolysis activity. The transcript is spliced from 2 exons. NCBI's taxonomy places the organism in Eukaryota, Viridiplantae, Streptophyta, Magnoliopsida, Poales, Poaceae.
CAAUCCUGCCAAGAAUUCAGCGAGCUCGCGAGCGAAGAAAUCCCUUGAACAGUCUCAGAUCUCGAGUUCUAGGUUAGGUUUCGUCGGAUUUUUUUUUCGUUGUUCGAUCUUCCUGUUCGUGUGCGAGAUGGCGAAGGGAGAGGGCCCGGCGAUUGGCAUCGACCUCGGCACCACCUACUCGUGCGUCGGCGUGUGGCAGCACGACCGGGUGGAGAUCAUCGCCAACGACCAGGGGAACCGCACCACGCCGUCGUAUGUGGCGUUCACCGACUCCGAGCGGCUCAUCGGCGACGCCGCUAAGAACCAGGUCGCCAUGAACCCCACCAACACCGUCUUCGAUGCCAAGCGACUGAUCGGUAGGAGGUACUCUGAUCCGUCCGUGCAGAGCGACAUGAAGCUGUGGCCGUUCAAGGUUAUCCCUGGCCCCGGCGACAAGCCUAUGAUCGUGGUGCAGUACAAGGGCGAAGAGAAGCAGUUCUCCGCCGAGGAGAUCUCCUCCAUGGUGCUCAUCAAGAUGAAGGAGAUCGCUGAAGCCUACCUGGGGUCCACUAUCAAGAACGCGGUGGUGACUGUGCCUGCCUACUUCAACGACUCGCAGCGGCAGGCCACCAAGGACGCUGGUGUCAUUGGCGGCCUCAACGUGAUGCGCAUCAUCAACGAGCCCACCGCUGCGGCCAUUGCCUACGGUCUCGACAAGAAGGCCACCAGCUCCGGUGAGAAGAAUGUGCUCAUCUUCGACCUUGGCGGUGGCACGUUUGAUGUGUCGCUGCUCACCAUUGAGGAGGGCAUUUUCGAGGUGAAGGCCACUGCUGGUGACACCCACCUUGGCGGUGAGGACUUCGACAACCGCAUGGUGAACCAUUUUGUCCAGGAGUUCAAGCGCAAGAACAAGAAGGACAUCAGCGGCAACCCUCGCGCCCUGCGUCGGCUUCGUACGGCUUGCGAGCGCGCCAAGCGCACGCUGUCGUCGACUGCACAGACCACCAUUGAGAUCGACUCCCUGUACGAGGGCAUCGAUUUCUACUCGACCAUCACCAGGGCUCGCUUCGAGGAGCUCAACAUGGACCUGUUCCGCAAGUGCAUGGAGCCAGUGGAGAAGUGCCUGCGCGAUGCCAAGAUGGACAAGAGCAGCGUGCACGAUGUCGUGCUCGUCGGUGGCUCCACCCGUAUCCCGAAGGUACAGCAGCUGCUUCAGGACUUCUUCAACGGCAAGGAGCUGUGCAAGAGCAUCAACCCUGACGAGGCCGUGGCCUACGGCGCCGCUGUCCAGGCCGCCAUUCUCAGCGGCGAGGGCAACGAGAAGGUGCAGGACCUGCUUCUGCUCGACGUCACGCCGCUGUCCCUGGGUCUCGAGACAGCGGGAGGCGUCAUGACUGUCCUCAUCCCGAGGAACACCACUAUCCCCACCAAGAAGGAGCAGGUGUUCUCGACGUACUCCGACAAUCAGCCUGGCGUCCUGAUCCAGGUGUACGAGGGUGAGCGUGCCCGGACCAAGGACAACAACCUUCUGGGCAAGUUCGAGCUCUCCGGCAUCCCUCCAGCUCCCCGUGGCGUGCCCCAGAUCACUGUCUGUUUUGAUAUUGACGCCAACGGCAUUCUCAACGUCUCUGCUGAGGACAAGACCACCGGGCAGAAGAACAAGAUCACCAUCACCAACGACAAGGGCAGGCUGAGCAAGGAGGAGAUUGAGAAGAUGGUGCAGGAGGCCGAGAAGUACAAGGCGGAGGACGAGGAGCACAAGAAGAAGGUGGACGCCAAGAACUCGCUCGAGAACUACGCCUACAACAUGAGGAACACUAUCAAGGACGACAAGAUCGCCUCAAAGCUCUCUGCGGACGACAAGAAGAAGAUCGAGGACGCCAUCGACGGCGCCAUCAACUGGCUCGACGGCAACCAGCUCGCCGAGGCGGACGAGUUUGAGGACAAGAUGAAGGAGCUCGAGAGCAUCUGCAACCCCAUCAUCGCGAAGAUGUACCAGGGCGCCGGCCCGGACAUGGGCGGCGCCACUGGCAUGGACGAGGACGUGCCGGCCGGUGGCAGCGGUGCAGGACCCAAGAUCGAGGAGGUCGAUUAAGCUGGCGGUGGUCCGAUGGUGAUUCCGGCACGCAGGGAGUGUGGAAGUUUUAACCCGGGUGAUGUUGUUGGGUUCAGUGUCGUGUGAGAUCUGUGCUCACAACUUUUGGAAGUCUGUAUUGCCAUAUGGUGUUACCUGAACUUGCCCUAUGGUUUUACCUGAACUUGCCCUGAAAUAGUUAAGUUUCGAC